This is a messenger RNA of Camellia sinensis, 2519 nucleotides long. The record is from RefSeq and is a predicted model, not a curated record. Lineage: Eukaryota; Viridiplantae; Streptophyta; Magnoliopsida; Ericales; Theaceae.
GUUGUCAAAAUCGUUAAGCUGCAGCAAAUACCGUUCUCUAUGUGUGUCUCUCUCUCUAAAUGGGAAAGAGAGUCGUUUCUGAGAUCUGACCCAUAUUUUUACCUCUUCUCUGUCAAACGGGUCUCCUGAAAAUCUCCUCCCACUCUGUUUUUUCCCCAUUUAUAGUUUCCUCCAUUUUUGCCUCUCUUUCUUAUCCUCAAUUCUUUCCCAUUUCUCUCUCCUUUCUUUUGACAUUUUGCCCCUUUGCUCUCUGUUUUCUUGUUCGAUCCAUUCCCGAUCUCGAUCCUUCACGAGGAAUCGGGAUCUUGUAAGGGUGUUUGUGUGUUAACUUCUGGUGGAAAAAUAUGGACGUGGAGGUUGUGAAAUCUGAGUUGGUGCCAGUUUCUGUGGAAUCUGGGAGUGAAGAAAACAGCUCUUUGUUGCAUGAGAAGGAAAAUGGGACAUUGAAUCAGGAAACCGGGCUUAAUGAACCCAUAAAAUUUGGUUCACAUGGCAUGGAUGAGCCGGUUGAUAGAGAAGGAAGCAACAUCCCUGUGGCUGACUUCCCAAAGGAUGUGGGUGAUGAAUGGCCUGAACCUAAGCAGAUCCAUUCUUUUUAUUUGGUCAAGUAUCGAACAUAUGAGGACCCAAAACUGAAAACCAAAGUGGAGCUGGCCGAUAAGGACCAGCAAAAGAAGAAUCAAGCAAAGUUUCAGAUUAGUGACAAAUUCUGGGCUAAAAAGGCAGAGAGAAGUCGGGUGAUUGAGCUAAUGAGGCCUCUGAACGAUGAGAAUAGGCAGUACUGGAAUAUCGUGAAUGGGAAGAGAAAAGAGAUGGAACCUUUGCAUGAGGCACUGGGCAAGUUGCGUAACACAAACAGUGUCAAUCGUGAGAAAGGUGUUGGUAUAUGUUCAUCUGAGGAAGAGCUUAAUUAUCUUAUCAAGAGCUUGGAAUACCGUAUUCAACAUGAAAGUAUUCCACUUUCUGAGGAAAAGAAAAUCCUUAAGGAAAUUAAACAGCUUGAAGGGACAAGGGAAAAAGUACUUGCUAAUGCUGCUAUGAGGGCAAAGAUUCAAGACUCGAUGGGUGAAAAAGAUGUCAUUCAGGACCAGGUUAAACUUAUGGGAGUUGAUCUGGAUGGAGUUAGAAAGGAACAGCAGGUAGUUAAGGCCAAGAUUAAGCAACUUACUGACGAAAAGGAGGUCUUAGAAAAAGAAAUUAAUUCUCUAGCCGAUGAGCUGGAUGCUGCAACAGAGAAAUAUAAAACUGCUUAUAAAACUUUUUCUGAUUUGAAGCAACAGCUUAAUGCAGGGAAUGAUUGCUUUUAUCAAAGUCGCACACUCUUGACCAAGGUCAGAGAACUUGCUGCGAGGAAGGAUAUUGAAGCCCUUAAAGAAAUUGUCAAUAUGGAGGUCGACAAAUUUAUGUCACUCUGGAACAAUAAUAAAGCUUUUAGGGAUGAUUACGAGAGGAGAAUUUUGGCAUCAUUGGACAAUCGGCAGUUGAGCAGGGAUGGACGCAUGAGGAACCCUGAUGAGAAGCCAUUGGUGAUACGGGAAGCACCACCGUCUUCCUCUGUAACCGAGACAGCCACGAAAACCAAUGUAAAACAACCAAAAGAAGAUUCUACUUCCGCUCCAAAACACAAUACCUCAGUUGCUGAAAAAGUCCAGAAAGAAGUGAAAAACAAAAUCCAGAAAGAAGUGAAGGAUAAAGCAACGGGAACUACUUUGGAGCUGCCUAUUGACGUGGAAGGCAAAGGGAUAAUCUCUGUGUCUGAAAAACCACAAAAAGAUUCGCAACCUAAGCGGGAUGAAGUUGAUGAAGCGAAGUUGAAGGAGAUAAGGCGAGAAGAGGAGAUUGCAAAAGCUAAGCAAGCGUUGGAGAGGAAGAAGAAAUUGGCAGAGAAAGCGGCUGCGAAAGCGGUUAUAAAAGCUCAGAAAGAGGCUGAAAAGAAGCUCAAGGAUCGUGAAAAGAAGGCAAAGAAGAAGGCUGGAGCUUCUGCACCUGCUUCUGAACCAGAGGAACAACCAACUGAAGCAGAUGCAGAGGUUACCAAACCAGAAAAGGCUGAUGAAAAAGUUGAAGCGUCAGCUCCAUCAAAGAGCAAGGACCGAAAGGAGAAUCUGGUCAGGUACAGAAACCGACCAAAAGGCCCAGUGUCGGUUCCGCGUGACAUUCUCAAGCGGAAAAAAUCUACCAACUACUGGGUAUGGGCUGCUCCUGCUGGUUUGUCUGUUAUGGUGCUUUUAGUGUUUGGAUACAAGUAUUUUUUCUGAAGAUGACACAAAACUAGAAUUCAGUGAAAGAACUAAUGGACCAAACUUUCUUUUUUGACAAACUUCGUCGAGUGACUAGGUAUGUAUUUGUUACCCGUGUCAAGCACUGGACUCGGGACAACUCAUAAUGUUCUUGGUAGGUCAGGCAGUAUGAGAUAUUUGCAGGGGAAGCAACUAUAUACAUUUUGCUUGGUUGGUGUAAUUUCAAAUUUUGACUUUUACUGGAACAAAUUUUAUUCAAGUCUUUGCUUUUACAGGAAA